Messenger RNA from Oncorhynchus keta (chum salmon), 4477 nucleotides. RefSeq names its product calcium/calmodulin dependent protein kinase II inhibitor 1 (gene camk2n1). Gene Ontology annotation, biological process: negative regulation of protein kinase activity. The transcript has 3 exons. Gene Ontology annotation, molecular function: calcium-dependent protein kinase inhibitor activity; protein kinase binding. Bases 458 to 691 code for a protein of 77 amino acids. NCBI's taxonomy places the organism in Eukaryota, Metazoa, Chordata, Actinopteri, Salmoniformes, Salmonidae. The record is from RefSeq and is a predicted model, not a curated record.
UCCGUGUUUUGCAUCGCUCCUCAAUUUGCAUAUUUUCCUCAGACUUUCCGUGCGGCGCUCCAGCCGUUCUUCCAGCUAGAAGGUGUACCACGGUGGCAAUAUCCAUGCGCCCCGCGUUUACAGAACAAUACGCACAGUAGAACCCACUGGAACAUGUGAAUAAUGUUGCCGAAGCUUUCCGAAAGUAGAAAUUGAGCGUUUAAAAAAAAAAAAAAAAUUUGGAUCAAUCGCGUUUUGGUUGCGCACCAUACGAGACACGUGCCUUCGAGGUAAACGGACAGCAGGACUGGGCAGCCAGAUAACGUCAGUAGUCUUGGUUAACGUUACAUUGUUUUUCUCCUGUGUUACAAGCGUGCAUAAGCGGUUAUAACGCCACCAUAGUGGACGUAGACGUCGAGCGGAGGUUCAUUUUGUUUUCGUUUGUGCACCUCGGUUGAUAAUUAAGACGCAGUUGGACAUGUCGGAAGUACUACAAGACAAAAUGAGUCAUUAUGGAAAUGAGGAUGACGAGGGACACCUUUCCUUCACCUGUCGCCUCCAAGACACCAACAACUUCUUCAGCGGCUCGCAGGGGGGGAAACGCCCACCCAAACUUGGACAGAUAGGCAGAAGCAAACGAGUUGUCGAGGACGAGAACGGCGUUGACGAGGCGCUAAAAAACGGGACAGAGAAAACACAGACAGAGGCUUAAACACAUCACCCCCCGGAAGGACAUUGAUUCUCAUUUUCUAUAUGAUAUUUGCAGUUUUGAUCCAAAGACACUGUAUAUAAGCACUUUUAACCCAUGUGGCAACAAGCACUUCCAGUCCCAUCUCCUCUCUCUCCCAGUCCUCAUGAUGAUCUCCUGAGACUUAUACUGGUAGGAUGGGGAAGCAGCCGAGAUGGAGACAGAGACCGAGAUGAAGACAGAGGCGGAGACAGAAAGAGUGAUGGACACAGAGGCGGAGACAGAGAGAGUGAUGGACACAGAGGCGGAGACAGACAGAGAUGGAGACAGAGGUGGAGACACAGAGAGUGAUCAAGGCAGAGGUGGAGACACAGAGAGUGAUCAAGACAGAGGUGGAGACACAGAGAGUGAUCGAGACAGAGGUGGAGACACAGAGAGUGAUCGAGACAGAGGUGGAGACACAGAGAGUGAUCGAGACAGAGGUGGAGACACAGAGAGUGAUCGAGACAGAGGUGGAGACAGAGAUGAAGACAGUGACAGAGAUGAAGACAGAGUCAGACACAGAGAGUGAUCAAGACAGAGGUGGAGACACAGAGAGUGAUCAAGGCAGAGGUGGAGACACAGAGAGUGAUCAAGGCAGAGGUGGAGACACAGAGAGUGAUCAAGGCAGAGGUGGAGACACAGAGAGUGAUCGAGACAGAGGUGGAGACAGAGAUGAAGACAGAGUCAGAGACAGAGAUGAAGACAGAGACAGAGAUGAAGACAGAGUCAGAGACAGAGAUGAAGACAGCGAUAAAGAGAAAGGCGGAGACAGAGAUGAAGACAGUGACGGAGACAAAGAUGAAGAGAGAGGUGGAGAGAGAGAUGAAGAUAGUGACAGAGAUAAAGAGAGGUGGAGAUGAAGACAGAGACAGAGACAAAGAUGAAGAGAGAGGCGGAGAGAGAGAUGAAGAGAGAGGCGGAGGGAGAGAUGAAGACAGAGGUGGAGACAGAUAAAGAGAGGCGGAGAUGAAGAUAGUGACAGAGAUAAAGAGAGGUGGAGAUGGAGAUGAAGACAGAGACAAAGAUGAAGAGAGAGGUGGAGACAGAGAUAAAGACAGAGACAGAGAUAAAGAGAGAUGGAGAUGAAGACAGAGACAGAGAUAAAGAGAGGCAGAGAUAAAGAGAGGCAGAGAUGAAGAUGAGGACAGAUAUAAAGAGAGGUGGAGACAGAGAUAAAGAGAGGCUUGAGACAGAUAUAAAGAGAGGUGGAGACAGAGAUAAAGAGAGGCGGAGACAGAUAUAAAGAGAGGCGGAGACAGAUAUAAAGAGAGGCGGAGACAGAUAUAAAGAGAGGUGGAGAGAGAUAAAGAGAGGUGGAGACAGAGAUAAAGAGAGGCUUGAGACAGAUAUAAAGAGAGGUGGAGACAGAUAUAAAGAGAGGCGGAGACAGAUAUAAAGAGAGGCGGAGACAGAUAUAAAGAGAGGUGGAGACAGAGAUAAAGAGAGGCGGAGACAGAGAUAAAGAGAGGCUUGAGACAGAUAUAAAGAGAGGUGGAGACAGAGAUAAAGAGAGGUGGAGACAGAGAUAAAGAGAGGCGGAGACAGAGAUAAAGAGAGGUGGAGACAGAGAUAAAGAGAGGUGGAGACAGAGAUAAAGAGAGGUGGAGACAGAGAUAAAGAGAGGCGGAGACAGAGAUGAAGACAGUGACAGAGAUAAAGAGAGGCGGAGACAGAGAGAGAGGCAGAGACUGAGAUGAAGACAGUGACAGAGAUAAAGAGAGGUGGAGACAGAUAUAAAGAGAGGCGGAGACAGAGAGAGAGGCAGAGACUGAGAUGAAGACAGUGACAGAGAUAAAGAGAGGUGGAGACAGAGAGAGAGGCAGAGACUGAGAUGAAGACAGUGACAGAGAUAAAGAGAGGUGGAGACAGAGAGAGAGGCAGAGACUGAGCGAGAGAUGAAGACAGAGGUGGAGACAGAGAUGAAGACAGAGAGAGAGAUGUAAACAGAGGCCCAGGUGAAAUAGGUGAAUUCUAUCAUGCAGGGAUUAGGCCCACAGAACUCUUCUAAAACAGGAAUGGCCCAACCCUCCACCUGGAGAGCUACUGGGUGAGCAGCAGGCUUUUUCUCCAGCCCUACACUUUUUUUUACACUAGUCAACCAUUGGUCGUACAAUCAAAACUCCUAAGCAGGCAGCCAACAAAUGUAGCCGUGUAGAAAGGGUCUUUCACACACCAGAUUCGGUCAAUCAAGGUCCUGCGUAGCAGGUGAUUAGUAGAAUCAGGUGUGUUUACAGUAUGUCUGGAGCGUCUGAACCAUGAAACCAGGAGAGGAUGAUGAAGGAGGAAGACGAUGAAUCUAAGGUUCCAGCGGUAGAAAGAGACGAUGCCGUCGAAACCUCACAGAAAUCAGGGAAGGAACGGUUUUAAAUGAUCUACUGAACUAAAGCACACGUUGUUAUAUCAAUCAAAACGUACCAUAUUACAUAACCAUUCUUUCUGCUCUUGAUUCUUGAUGACGACGAGUGCAAACAAAUAAUAUAGGAAACGUGUAAAUAAGAAAUGGUAGCCCCACGUUCUGUUAGCCUGGGCGCCAGUCAGUUCCUGCUGUCCUUGUCAACUCCUUAUGGAAUUGUCAUGUUUGGCGUGACAAUGAGUGAUAAAGAGUUGGCAAGACAGCACAAAUAGAUCUGGGAAUCAGGCGUUUUGUUGCACAGUGGAGAAAAGAAGCAGUGAAAUGGUUUGUCGUAAUCUAACAUAACGUGUCUGUAUAAAGAAGCCUUAUUUAUGGACCCUUUGGAUGCGUAUUUUCCAGGCCUGACUGAGGGACAGUUUUCUAUGUAGAGAAUUACGACGACAGAAUGAAUGAAUGAAAGCGAUUUCUCCUUUUUUUACUUCUUAUGAAUUUUUAUGUCGCCUGAUCAGUUUUUUGCAGCUAUAGAGUCAUUUAUAUACAUUAUACAGGACUGUACACCACAUGUUUGUAACGUUACAAGAGGCUUAAGUCUGGAUUGUUAAAUAUAACUGUACACCCUCCCCUCUCUCUUGAUAAACUAUUUCUAUUGCAUUGCGCAUUAUCGUGUGUGCCAAAUAUCAUGAGGGAUAAAGCAGACCACUUGGUUGUUUAUGUUGUUUCUAUACCUUAUAGCUGUAGACAUUUUGUUCUUCUUCGGUUGUUGCCAUUGUUCAGGGCUACUUCUUACCACUGAAUUACCAACGCAUGCAUGGCAGAAAUGGGAUUGAUGCAUGGCAGAAAUGGGAUUGAUGCAUGGCAGAAAUGGGAUUGAUGCAUGGCAGAUGUGGGAUUGAUGCAUGGCAGAAAUGGGAUUGAUGCAUGGCAGAAAUGGUUUGAUGCAUGGCAGAAAUGGAUUGAUGCAUGGCAGAAAUGGUUUGAUGCAUGGCAGAAAUGGGAUUGAUGCAUGGCAGAAAAUGCAUGGGUUUGAUGCAUGGCAGAAAUGGAUUGAUGCAUGGCAGAAAUGGUUUGAUGCAUGGCAGAAAUGGGAAAUGGUUUGAUGCAUGGCAGAAAUGGGAUUGAUGCAUGGCAGAAAUGGGAUUGAUGCAUGGCAGAAAUGGUUUGAUGCAUGGCAGAAAUGGAUUGAUGCAUGGCAGAAAUGGGAUUGAUGCAUGGCAGAAAUGGGAUUGAUGCAUGGCAACGUUCUAAAGAUGAUCUAGUGUAUUCUGGGACACCUGGUACACAGCUUUGAAUGACUAACCUCCAGAACCAUCUUAACACUACGUACCUUGUACUGUACUGUACUGUACUAUGAUCUUACUGAUUUGUACCGUAGCCUAAUAUCUUGUAAUAAAGAUUCUGAAGAAGUUCAUUAAGAA